This is a messenger RNA of Phalaenopsis equestris, 1449 nucleotides long. RefSeq names its product phosphatidylinositol N-acetylglucosaminyltransferase subunit C. Gene Ontology annotation, cellular component: membrane; glycosylphosphatidylinositol-N-acetylglucosaminyltransferase (GPI-GnT) complex. Gene Ontology annotation, biological process: GPI anchor biosynthetic process. Bases 397 to 1302 code for a protein of 301 amino acids. NCBI's taxonomy places the organism in Eukaryota, Viridiplantae, Streptophyta, Magnoliopsida, Asparagales, Orchidaceae. The transcript has 3 exons. The record is from RefSeq and is a predicted model, not a curated record.
CUCACUGCCGACGACCCGAGCCGUCCCUCCCUCUCCCGUUCUUACUGUUCGGAAUCCGCAGGCUUCACAUCCUGCUCUUGCCGACGAUUCCGUUGACGAGACCACGGCGUUCACAAUCACUACCAUCGCAAGACUCAAUAUUCAGUACAAAGCAUCUCCACCGCUUCAACCCACUGCCCUCACGAGUCAAGUUCAAACUCUACCCAUUGACUGGGUUAUGGAUAUUGGCGCCACGACACAUUUCACCUCACAUAUGGAAUAUCUCCAACAAACUGAAGUCUACACUGGAGCAGAAAAGGUGUUUGGAAAGAUUUGAAGCAUUGAACUCUAGGAUUUGGUGGAAUUUCUCUGCGCCAAAGGUGCUGCUGAGCUAAAAUAAUCUGACUUAAAAGAUCCAUGGAGAGUGAAACUAAGAAGAGUUACAGCAAGCAUAAAUGGAGGAAAGUUGCAUACGGAGGAAUGCAGCCAGGGUACGAUGAUAACCACACAGACGAGUCAUUCUUGGAAGACAUGAUCAUGAAUGCUAAUGUUGUGAAGAGAAAUUUCUUCAAAGUAAUGCUAGAUUCUGUCUCCAUAUCCCAAUAUCUCUGCAUUGCAGCUCUUGUCGUUAUUGUCUGGAUCCAGACCUUAAAUUCUGCCAUUAACGAGACCUCUCUCCUCUUUUUGGAUGCUGGCCUUCUUGGCCUCGGCUUCCCAAUAAUCUUCCUCACAACAAGCGAGCUUUCCUUUCAUCUCUUCCUGCAUUACCUUCUGAAGAUCUUCUUCUUCAUCAGCGGGCUGUAUAUCUUAGCACCAGUUUAUCACACUCUUACACGCUCUAUAAGCUCAGAUUCUAUAUGGGCGCUUUCAGUGUCACUGCUACUAAUCCAUCUCUUCUUGCAUGACUUUUCUGGCUACACCAUAAGACCUCCAGGUGCUAAGAACAAUCCAACUUUGGCUAGCAAUAUCUCCAUGAAUGCAUCUAUUAUAGCUUCAGUUCUGAUAGCCUCUCGUCUCCCAUCCAGGCUUCAUGUCUUUUCCGUGAUGCUCUUUUCAUUACAGAUCUUCCUUUUCGCUCCGUUUGUUGCUUUCUGUAUAACAAAAUACUCGUUUCGGCUGCACUUGUGGUUUUCUUUUUCACUAAUGGCCAUGACAUUAGGCAUCAUAUUUGCUAUGCACCGGAUGCUCUUUGUUCUGUUUUUAGCUCUUCUAGUGUUCAUUUCCGUCGUUUGUCCUUAUUGGCUUAUUCAGAUACAGGAAUAUAAGUUUGAAAUUAAUGGUCCCUGGGAUGAAGCUAAGCUUUGUUUCGAUAUUACGGAGUAAGGGGGAUUUCUUUUUCUACAUGUAACAAUUUUAUUAUGCCUGUAAUUUACCCUAUUGUGUACAGCGUUUAAGUUUUUCAUGUAGCGCUUUAGGUGUAAACUUAGUAUAUAUGGUGAUAUUUUCAUUGUUUUGAAAUCAGUUCUAGUU